AGGGCUGGCUCUUCCCUGCUCACCCCUCUAUUCUGAGGCUCAGCCCUCCUCCGCGCCCACCAUCCCUGGGCUUCAGGACCGUUGGGGACCCCCUGCAGUCCCCAGAGCUGAAGCCAGCAGGGACAGAGACUAUGAGGCAAGCAGCCCACCGACCCAGGCCUCCUUAGAUCUACCAGGCCAGCCAGCGAGAGUGAACAGCCGCGGAGAGAGGAGCCGGAGAUAAAGGAGCUCAGCAGACCGUUGGGAAGCACCCUCACCGGCUCACGCAACCUUUGCCAGGCUGAUGGAUGGCCAGACCCACCGGCUCUGAAGGACUCACAACCGAUGCGCUCAGCUGCACAAGACUCAGACAGAUACACCCAGUGACAGCAUCCCACACUGCACAGCCCUGCCAUCCAGACACCCCCACACGCAGAAGCCACCGGGAACUCUGAGGCAGACACAGCUGGUGACACACAGCUCCACUGCCCCCGGCACACACGCCUGGGGGCACCGUCCUCCAGAGACAAGGCAAACAGACCUCACAGACAGACCUGGACACACACACACACACACACACACACACACACACACACACACACACGCUCCCCACCACGUCAUUCUCGUGGCCUCUGAACAGCCCCCCUCCAUCCACGGGGACACCCUCGCUCUUCCACGCACAUACAACCCGGAGCCCACAGCUCACGGACCUCCAGCUCCAGGGCUGCAUCCCCGACUCCUGCAGCCUUCUUUGUGGGUGAGGAAGAAAGGAAGAAUUCAGCCCAGCCCAGAUGGAACCCCGGAGAAGCCCGGAGCUCAGAGAGGCAACGGUCUAGCUUGGCAUGAUCCUCAUCAGCCCCUCCACUUGGCUGGGUGAUGUCCUCCGGUCCGGGAGCGGGGGGCUCUCAGCUGUACUAUGGAGCAACUGACGAUUCUGCCACGGCCUGGGGACCCUGGAGCCAUGGAGCCUUGGGCACUGCCUGCCUGGCAGAGCUGGACGCCAAGCCCGGGGGGCGAGCCGGGAGGCCUGGCCCCAUGCCUUGCCGACACCCCGGCCGUUCUGCAGGUCGGAGCACUGAAGCCCGAGGAGAACUCUGAUCCCGAGGGAGCCCGCAGCUCUGGGUCUGGGGGGGACAUUGACCCUGAAGGAGUCGAAAUGGGGCUGCCCGGGUUCCUGCUGCCGGGGCACGGGCAGGUGGAGGCGUCUCCAAAGGCCAAGCUGAGCGUGGGCUUGGGGGACAGGCCCCCUCUGGAGCUGCUGAGGGCUCUGGCUGAGCUGCAGCAGCGCUGUGCCAUCCUGAAGGAGGAAAACCAGAUGCUGAGGAAGACCAGCUUCCCUGAGACGGAGGAGAAGGUGCGGAGGCUGAAGCGGAAGAACGCGGAGCUGGCGGUCAUCGCCAAGCGCCUGGAGGAGAGGGCCCGCAAGCUGCAGGAGACCAACCUGAGGGUGGUGAGCGCCCCGGUAACCCGCGGGGGGCCCAGCGCCGAGUGGUGUCGGAAGGUGCUGGCCCGCCAGCGAGCCCGGGAUCUCAGUGAGACGGCCAGUGCCCUGCUGGACAAGGACAAGCAGAUCGCCGCCCUGCAGCGGGAGUGCAGGGAGCUCCAGGCCAGGCUCACGCUGCUCGGCAAGGAGGGCCCCCAGUGGCUGCACGUGCGGGACUUCGACCGGCUGCUGCGCGAGUCCCAGCGGGAGGUGCUGCGGCUGCAGCGGCAGAUCGCCCUGCGCAACCUGCAGGAGCCGUCCCGGGCCCGGGGUCCCGCGGCCCCGGCUCGCGCAGGGGCGCCCGCUCCCGGGGCCCCGGGAGAGGCCACGCUGCAGGAGGAUGUGGGGAGCCCGUCUGUGGUCCUAGGGGAGCCAGAGAAAGAGCAGAGGCUGCAGCAGCUGGAGUCAGAGCUCUGCAAGAAGAGGAAGAAAUGCGAGAACCUGGAACAGGAGGCCCGGAAGAAGCAGAAGAGAUGUGAGGAGCUGGAGCUGCAGCUGCGAGAAGCCCAGGAUGAGAAUGCCCGCCUGGCCGAGGAGAACUCUCGGCUCACUGGGAGAGCCGCGGAGAAGGAGCAGGUGCACUGGGAGAACGAGGAGCUGAGGGGCCAGCUCCUGGGAGUGACCCAGGAGAGAGACUUGGCCCUUCGCAAGAGCCAGGGUCUGCAGAGCAAGCUGGAGAGCCUGGAGCAGGUGCUGAAGCACAUGCGGGAGGUAGCCCAGCGGCGGCAGCAGCUGGAGCUGGAGCAUGAGCAGGCGCGUCUCAGCCUGCAGGAGAAGCAGGAGGAGGUCCGGAGGCUGCAGCAGGCCCAGGCUGAAGCCAGGAGGGAGCACGAAGGGGCCAUGCAGCUGCUGGAGUCUACCCUGGAUUCCAUGCAGGUCCGGGUCCGAGAGCUGGAGGAACAGUGUCGCAGCCAAACCGAGCGCUUCAGCCUCCUGGCGCAGGAGCUCCAGGCCUUCCGCCUGCACCCUGGCCCUCUGGAUCUGCUCACCUCUGCCCUGGGCUGUCCAACCCUCGGGGACCACCCCCCACCUCCCUGCUGCUGCUCCACACCCCAGCCCUGCCGGGGGGUCGGCCCCAAAGAUGACCUCCCGCCGGGCUCCCCUGGGCGAUGUAUCUCCAAGUCUUCCGAGCCUGCCUCUGUCCACACCGCAGGAGGCUCUCGAAGAACAGCCAAGAAGACAGAGUCUCUCUCCAACUCCUCCCGCUCUGAGUCCAUCCACAACAGCCCCAAGUCUUGUCCUACACCCGAGGUGGACACAGCCAGUGAGGUGGAGGAGCUGGAGGCGGACAACGUGUCCCUGGUCCAGGCAGUGCCGGAGGGCAGCCGGGGAGGAGCCAGGAUCCAGGUCUUCCUGGCACGUUACAGCUACAACCCCUUCGAGGGCCCCAACGAGAAUCCAGAGGCUGAACUUCCGCUCACUGCUGGCGAGUACAUCUACAUCUACGGCAACAUGGACGAGGAUGGGUUUUUUGAAGGGGAGCUCAUGGAUGGCCGCAGGGGCCUGGUCCCUUCCAAUUUUGUGGAGCGUGUGUCCGACGAUGACCUCCUGACUUCCCUUCCACUGGAGCUGGCUGAUUUGUCCCACAGCUCGGGUCCGGAACUCAGUUUCCUGAGCGGAGUCGGGGGUGGCAGCAGCAGCGGGGGUCAGAGCAGCGCGAGCCGCAGCCAGCCCAGACCAGAGGAUGAGGCUGCGGGGGAUGUGCUCAGCCUGAGCCCCCCGCCCGACGGCCCGGGCGAGCCCCCAGCUGUGCCUUACCCCUGCCACCUGGCGGUCGUCAAGCAGCUGGCCCACAGCGUGGUGCUGGCCUGGGAGCCACCUUCCGAGCGUGUGGAACUGCAGGGCUACCAUAUCUGUGUGAACGGGGCGCUGCGUCAGGCCCUGGGGCCGGGCGCUCCCCCCAAGGCUCUUCUGGAGAAUUUGGACCUGCAGGCCGGGCCCCUUCACGUUUCUGUGCAGGCCCUCACCAGUCGGGGCAGCUCCGAUCCUCUGCGCUGCUGCCUGGCUCUGGGUGCCAGGGCAGAGGUGGUACCCAGCCAGCUGCGGGUCCAUCGGCUGACCGCCACAUCUGCCGAGAUCACCUGGGUGCCCAGCAACAGCAACUUGACCCAUGCCAUCUACCUCAAUGGGGAAGAAUGCCCCCCGGCCCGCCCCAGCACCUACUGGGCCACCUUUUGCCAUCUGAGGCCAGGCACACUCUACCAGGCUCGAGUAGAAGCUCAGCUCCCGCCUCGAGGGUGCCGGGAAGCAGGCUGGGAGAGGCCAGAGCAGCGGGCCGCCACCCUGCAGUUCACCACGCUUCCAGCAGGACCCCCAGAUGCCCCCCUGGAUGUACAGAUCGAGCCGGGGCCCUCCCCAGGAAUCUUGACCAUCAGCUGGCUGCCAGUCACCAUCGAUGCAGUUGGCACUUCCAAUGGGGUCCGGGUCACAGGCUACGCUAUCUACGCAGACGGACAGAAGCUCAUGGAGGUGGCGUCACCCACGGCAGGCAGCGUGCUGGUGGAAGUGUCACAGCUGCAGCUGCUGCAGGUGUGCCGCCAGGUGGCCGUGCGCACCAUGUCACCUCACGGCGAGUCGGCGGACUCAGUCCUGGCUCCCGUGGGCCCGGCCCUGGCUGCAGCCUGCCUGCCGGCCAAGCUCGCCUGCACCUCCCCACGGCCCAGCCCGGAGGCCCGAACAACCUUUGUUCCAGCCACCCCGGGGCCUGGAGACCCCAGUUCUCCUCUCCGGCACCUUGAAGCCCCUGGAACUCGAGAGCCCCCAGGGGGGCCCCCUGCCAACCUGCCCAGGGAGACACGAGAAGAACCACCCGAGGAGUACCCAGCACCUUCCUCCCAGGGGGCAGUCAGGCCUGCUCUGCUGGGGACCUCAGAGGACAGGAGGGUCCGUGAGCCGACCCCAGCCGAGAGACUGCCCGGGCCCACGGGUGCCUCCCUGGCUGAGGAGGCCGAGUGGCUGGAGGGGGAGGCACGCCCAGCCCCCGGCUCCACCCAGCGCGAGUCCUGUGCCGAGCCCUGCCACGGCGGAGAAUCAGGGUCUGAUUCCCUGAAGCCCGGGGCUGAGAGGGAGGACGCGGCAGAGCUGGGGGGCCUUCAGGUAACACCCCUCGCGGAGCAUGGCCGCAGCCCAGAGCUCUCAGACAUCCAGGAGGAGGACGAGGAGGAGGAGUCAGGCCCGAGGGCUGGCUCUUUCCAGACGCAGGCCGCAGGCAGCAGCAUCAGGGAGGAGAGCACCAAGCCCCAGCCCGACCCCUUCUGUGAGACUGACAGCGACGAGGAGAUCUUGGAGCAGAUCCUGGAGCUGCCCCUCCAACAAUUCUGCAGCAAGAAGCUCUUUAGCAUCCCGGAGGAGGAGGAGGAGGAGGAGGACCUGGAGGACCAGGAGAAGCCAGGGAGAGGCUCUUCCCGAGACCCUGGCCUGCCUGAGCCUGUGGCAGCGGCGGAAGGGUCCGGUGGUCCCGCCCGCGGACCUGGUCCAGGUUCCUUGUCUCCUGAGCCCUGCGGGGCUGGGGAUUGCCUGCAGGAUGUGCCCGGAACAGCUGGGGGAAGCAGCCGCCGAAGGAGAAGCAGCUCCCCUGAGAAACCUCUAAACCGCCGGCGGGCUCCAGACCCCCGUGAACACUGCAGCCGACUUCUCAGCAAUGGGGGUCCCCAGGCCCCAGGCCGGUUGGGCUCCGUGCAGGAGAGGGGCAGCCCCGCUCUGGGCGAGGGCACCAAGGGCAGCCCCGAGGCUGGUGGGAGAGGGCGGCCUGCCCUUGCCCGGACAUGCUCCCGUGGCCGGGCCCCAGAAUCUUCCCUGGCCAGCUGCCUCUCCCCCAAGUGCUUGGAAAUCAGCAUUGAGUAUGAUUCUGAGGAUGAGCAGGAGGCAGGUGGCAGGGCUGUUGGCAUCAGCUCCGGCUCUGUCGGAGACGAGGAGGCUUGGGCCUCAGCUCCUUUGGGACGGUCCAGGGGCGCUCUGAAGGCCAGCUCAGGCCCCAGCCCCAGUCCACGCCUCCCAGCCGGGGAGAAAGGGGAGCCAGAGCGGAGAGGCCGCAGUGCGACUGGCCGAGCCAAGGAGCCUCCCUCCUGGGCAGCAGAGACUGGGGAGCCCAGAGGGCAGGAUGGCUCUGGGCGGAGGGGCCCUCCUCGGAGAGGGGUGACGGUCCCCUGAUCUCCCCUGACCCUCUCCACAGCUCCUCCCAGGAGCCCCCCAGAAGCAGCAGUGGCUCACCGGAACCUGCCUGUCCGCCUCUUCGUGGCUCUGUUUGACUAUGACCCCAUGUCAAUGUCUCCCAACCCUGAUGCGGGGGAAGAGGAGCUCCCCUUCCGGGAAGGCCAGAUCCUGAAGGUGUUUGGGGACAAGGAUGCUGAUGGCUUCUACCGGGGUGAAGGUGGGGGCCGGAUGGGCUAUAUCCCCUGCAACAUGGUGGCCGAGGUGGCAGUGGACAGUCCCACGGGAAGACAGCAUCUACUUCAGCAGGCUUUUCUGUCCCCAGAAGUUCUUGCUGAGGUCUCAGAAUCAGGGAGCCGUCCUUUUGUGUACUCCACUGCCCACACCUCUGGGCCUCCUCCCAAGCCCCGCCGUUCCAAGAAAGCUGAGAUCCCACCCCCUGCCCAGCAGCCCUCUACAGGGCCCCCUCAGCCCACCUCUGCCAGCCUGAAGGCACCACACUCCAUGGUGGCUGUUGACUACAAUCCCCGGGAGAGUUCCCCCAACAUGGACGUGGAGGCAGAGCUGCCUUUCCGGGCAGGGGACAUUAUCACUGUGUUUGGGGCCAUGGACGAUGACGGUUUCUAUUAUGGGGAGCUGAAUGGACAGAGGGGUCUGGUUCCAUCCAACUUCCUGGAGGCACCUGGGCCCGAGGUAGGCGGUUUGGACAGGGACAGGGAGCUCCGCCCACCACAGAGCGAAGCUCAGAGAACGAGGAGGAGAAGAGUCCAGUGCUAGCUGGAGAUAGAUGUAGUAGAGAGAGCAACAUGACUGGAGCAGCACAAAGAGAGGGCACCCCAUGCCCCGAGGCUGUCCCUGUGCCCCUGACCCUGGCAGCACCCCCAGGACUGAGCUAGGGCGGGCACAGGGUACAAGAGAGAAGGUGAGAGGUCUCUUCUCCAAGGGGAAGCAGCUCCUCCUGAAGCUGGGCUCUGGGACAAAGGAGUGACUCCACGGGGACCCCAGACCUCUGUCCAGGCUGGGCGGGCAGCUCAUCUUCCGAGUUAACACUGUGGCAUUUGGAUGGGAACUGGAGACUCGUGAGGGUCAGAUCAGAUAGAUUCUUCAGGCAAAGUCCUCCCAAGGGGCACCUUACUCUUACGGGGAAGUGAACUGAGUCCCGGAGUGACAAAGUCACCUGGCCAAGGACUGUACCCAGGAUUUGACCUCCGCGCCUGGUUUCCCACCAUACAAUGCUGGUGCCCCUGAGACAUCCCCCAGUCCCGAGUUAGGGCGGGGGAGCCUGGGGAAGAAACUGGGGGAGAAAGGAACCUGAUUACCCCCUCUGAUUCUGACGGCACUGGCUACCCAGAAGGCAAGUUUGCACUGUAGUCUCCGAGGCCCCGCCCCUAGGGGGUCGGAGCUGGACUCUCCCGAGGCUCCGCCCCUCACACAGAGGGCGGGGUGUGGAGUCUCCUAGGCCCUGCCCCUCAGGGAGGAGCCAGCGUCUCCCAAGGCUCUGUCCCUGGUGCAGGGGCGGGGCUGGAGUCUGCGAGGCCCCGCCCCUCCGCCGAGGGCGGAGCUGGAGCCUCCAAGGCCCCGCCUCUCACGCAGCGGGGCAGAGCCAUGUAUAUAUGUACAUACUCAGUGCCUCAGCCAGCUUCCUCCAUCUCGCUUCCAUCGCAGGCCCGAGAAGGAGAAGGCCAUGCCAAAGCGGGCUGAUCCCCGCCCGCAUAGUGCUCCCGCCUGCCCUGCCGCCCGGCCUCCUGGCCCCGAUGUGUCCUCACCCCCAGAGACCCGGGGCCAGCGGGCAGAAAGCAGGAGUUGGGUUUGCCUUAUUUUGCUCAUCGGAUUCAAUUGCUCUUUUGCAUCCAUUUCCUCUGGCCCCCGUGGGAGUGUGGGGGCCGGGGAAAGGGCAGAUGAUGCAUCUAUUUUCAUACAUCCCCUGUUCCCCAUGGGCUAAGGCUCUCCACCCGUGACCUUCAUCUCCCCUCCACAACUUCCUGUGCGACGAAUGUCUGCAUGUUUCCUUCCAAUGGUGGGAGAUGGUUUGUCUGGAACUCCAACCCCCACCUUGGUCUCCAGGGUGGGGCAUUUGUUUAAAAAGACAUUUUAUUAUAAUAAAGUCUAUUUUCACAAAA
Molecule: messenger RNA, 7731 nt
Organism: Sorex araneus (European shrew)
Lineage: Eukaryota; Metazoa; Chordata; Mammalia; Eulipotyphla; Soricidae
Gene: TSPOAP1
Product: TSPO associated protein 1
Biological process (GO): neuromuscular synaptic transmission
Cellular component (GO): mitochondrion
Molecular function (GO): protein binding
Source: RefSeq, a predicted model, not a curated record